AUGGCAUUUGAUACAUCGGAGGACACAUAUCGUUAUUACUUAAGAUAUGCUAGAGAAAAAAGAUUUGCUAUUGCAAAAGGAUCAUCAAGAAAGGGAAGUGAUGGAAACUUGAGGCAUAUAGGGUUUGAAUGUUGUCAUGCUGGAAAUGUAAGGGUGAGAACAAGCAACCCGGUCAAACCACGGUCACAAACAAAAAUUGAUUUUCCAGCUUAUGUUACUGUUGGGAUACACCCAGAUGGAAAGUGGAGGUUAAACACUGUUGUUUUGAAGCACAAUCAUGAACAGAGCCCGGGAAAGGCAAGGUAUUUCAAGUGCAAUAGGGUACUGGAUGAACAUGUAAAAAGAAAGCUUGAAUUGAAUGAUAAAGCCGAGAUCAAAGUGUACAAGACUUAUGACUCACUUCAGAUUGAGGCAGGAGGAGAUGCUGAAGUGAUGCAUCGUUAUUUCAUGAGAAUGAAAGCCAACAAUUCUGACUUCUUUUUUGCAAUGGAUUUGAAUGAAAAGGGUCGAUUAAGGAAUGUAUUUUGGGCUAAUGCAAAGAGUAGGGCAGUUUGCAAGGAGUUAGGAUGCAAGCUCAUCUCUCAUGAAGACACAGAGUCAUUUUCGUGGUUAUUUGAGACUUGGAGGACGUGCAUGUGGGGUUGUGCUCCGAAAGCAAUGAUUACUGACCAAUGCAUGGCCAUGAAGAAUGCUUUAGAAAAUGAUUGUCAUCUACACAAAGAAGUGAGUAUAAAUUCAUAUUUUGAUGGUUACAUUCAUUCAAAGACGACCUUGAAACAAUUUGUAAAGCAGUAUGAAAAUGCAUUGGCGAAUAAGGUGGAGAGUGAAAGCCAAGAAGAUGUGAAAAAUUGGCACACUUAUAUCCUUCUAAAAAAAGAAAGCGUGUCCGAAUAUGAGGUGAAAGAGUGGGUUACAUAUGGAGAAGGAAAAAAGAGAAGGAGAUUUCAAGUGUCAUUUGUUGUUGAUCUUAAUUCAGAAACUAAUGCAGCACAUUGUAAUUGUCGAUCGUUUGAGUUCAGAAGAAUGAUUUGUAGACAUCAACUGACGCUGUGGUGUCAAAUGGGAGUUGAAAGAGUGCCUGACAAGUAUAUCUUCAGAAGAUGGUGCAAAAAUGUGAAGAGGGUCUAUAUUAAAAUUCGGAUCAGUUACGAUAAAUACUAA
Rhododendron vialii is the source of this 1161-nucleotide messenger RNA. Its product is annotated as protein FAR1-RELATED SEQUENCE 4-like. Lineage: Eukaryota; Viridiplantae; Streptophyta; Magnoliopsida; Ericales; Ericaceae. Gene Ontology annotation, molecular function: zinc ion binding. The record is from RefSeq and is a predicted model, not a curated record. Gene Ontology annotation, biological process: regulation of DNA-templated transcription. The transcript has 5 exons. The coding region runs from base 1 to 1161 and encodes 386 amino acids.